Molecule: messenger RNA, 2940 nt
Organism: Durio zibethinus
Lineage: Eukaryota; Viridiplantae; Streptophyta; Magnoliopsida; Malvales; Malvaceae
Source: RefSeq, a predicted model, not a curated record
CUAAAACUAAUGCACAAUUAUUUUGUCAAAAAAUAAAUUAAAAAAUAAAGACCAUGUUUGUUUUUGUGUAGGGAAAAGGGGAAGAACCGGAGAGAGACAGAGGGGAAAAACGUCCUAAAAAAAUAUGGGUAAGAUAGUGGAGAAGAAGAGGAAGAAGAAAGGAAGACCGUCUCUUCUAGAUCUCCAUAAACGCAACCUUAAAGAACAAGAGCAACAGCAACAGCAAAAUCGAAAUCAACAAAACAGCAAGAGAAAUGUUUCUGCCCCCCAAAUUACUCCUAAUUACGACUCUACCACUGCUACUCCUCUCCGUCGAUCCACACGCCGGAAUCCCAAUUAUUCGCUGAAGAAUAACAAUGAGGAAGACGACAACGAGGAAGAAGAAGAGGAACUGGCCGGGAAAGAGCGACGCGAGAAGAAGUUGAAGCGGGUUCUCAAGUUGCUUUCCUCGCAGCAAAAAUCACCGGUUAAUUCAGAAUCCCGCGGCCCUGAUUUUAAUCUCGAGGAGAGUAACGUGCGUUCGAGUUACAAGAAGAGGAAAAUCAAUUCGAUGGGGCAUGGAUCUGAAAUUGCAGAUUCCAAAAAGGAAGAGAAGUCCGUUUCUGGUGCAAACCCCACAAGCAUCAGCCAAGGUGUUCAGUUGGCCUCGGGACCCUCAACGGCUUUACCAGACAAAAAGCUGUUACUAUUCAUCUUAGACAGGCUUCAGAAGAAGGAUGGUUAUGGCGUGUUUUCUGAGCCAGUGGACCCUAAAGAGCUACCAGACUACCAUGAAGUUAUUGAGGAUCCAAUGGAUUUCGGAACUAUUAGGAAAAAACUUGCUAGCAGUACUUACGCCAACUUAGAACAGUUUGAGAAAGAUGUUUUCCUCAUAUGUUCAAAUGCAAUGCAGUAUAAUGCUUCUGAUACCAUAUAUUUUCGACAGGCACGAUCCAUACAAGAACUAGCCAGAAAGAACUUUGAAAAUCUAAGGCAAGAUAAUGAUGAUAAUGAAGCAGAACCAAAGGUGAUGAGGAGAGGUAGACCACCAAGCAAAAAUUUCAAGAAGCCGCUGGGCAGGUAUUCCUUGGAGCGCGCUGCAUCAGAAUUUUCCUCAGAUGCCACCCUUGCUACUGGGGCUGAGAAUGCCAUAUGGUCCAAUCAUGACACGAGGAAAGGACCUCUUGCUUCUGACAAAUCUAAUUUUGCUGAUUCAUCUGGAAAAUUUUAUGGUUUUCACAAUGAUGUUUAUUCUGGCUGGAUUACCGAAAACAAAUCUGACAGAAGUAAUGAAGGUUCUAUGUUAAAAGGUUAUGCGAUGAAGCAUGGAAAAAGACAUUUUGUACUGGAUGAGAAUAGACGUAAUGCUUAUAAGCUAUUUCACCCGUUGGCUGCCGCACGAGAGGCAUCUGUGUUGACAACUUUUAAUGGAGAGAAGAAGCAGCUAGUAGCUGUGGGGGUAUACUUAGAGCAUGGUUACACACGAAGCCUAGCUCGAUUUGGUGCAAACCUUGGUCCUGUUGCCUGGAAAAUUGCUUCUAAAAAGAUAGAAAGGUGUUUACCAGCUGGAGUAAAUUUUGGUCCUGGGUGGGUUACGGAAAAUGAUGCUCCAGCACAGAGACUGCUGCGACUGCCUUCACUUUCACUUCCUCCAGGCCAGCAGACAUCAUUGGAGCCCUGCUCUGUUCGUCAAAUUUCAUGUUCUGCUAGCGUAUCUUAUGCCCUGGAAACCAGAGAAGGUAAACAAUCUGACAAGCCUGAAGCAGAUAUUUUGUCGGAGAAGCAUGUUCCUUCAGUUCACUCUAUCUCAGGUGGCCAUUUAAGUAAGCCUAUACUGCCAUCUGGUACUACCUCCUCAUCCCUUUUGGCUGCUAAAAGAUCUGAACCCUGGAAUGAAAAGACAGAAGCCAGUGAGGGAUCUUCUGGAACUGGUUUUCACAUGACAAAUAGCAGUGCAGGAGCAGUCAGGCCGAGGCCUCCCUUACAGAUUCAUCAAAGUCCUGUAAUUCAUCCUGGCAUGAAUGGAUAUAAUGGUGCUAAUGGUUUUAACCUCCCUGCUCGGAUGGAAAAAAUACUUGGGGCUGCCAGGUCUUCUGGGUUCAGUUUCCAGUCAUCUCAGAUGCUCGAUUCUGCCUCAAGGACUUCCACUAAUUUUGUCUAUCCAGCAACUGCAAACUCAAAUUCUGAUGACCCUAGAUUUUCAGAAAAUUCAUGUACAAAGAAUUCCAGCUGUCCAUUACCAAAUUCAGGGUGUGAGACUGUGGCAGCCUCAAGAUCAGGGCUUCAUGCAGUGACAUCGUCGCAAGGAUUAUCACCACACCAGAAACCAGACUCUAGGUUGUCAUCACAACAAAAACCCAACUCAAAGUUGUCACCGCAACAGAAACCGGGUUCAGUUACACCUGACCUCAGCAUCAGAUUUCACUCUCCUGGGUCUCCUAGUUCUAGUCAAGUUGAUAAGCUCGGCCAGAUUUAGCACUGCAGCUUUGAGCAUAACUGAUACCAUUAUUUUUUCCUCUUUCAAUUACAUUAACCAUAGAAUGGUGAGUUUCCGAAUUAAUGCUCCUGGUGAAGUGACCAAACAAGCUCCGUUGACUAGGAGUGGUGGAAGCUAACUUGUAUUUGUAAACGAAUAGGUUAUUACAGAUCAGUGUAUCCUAAUUCUUAGGUCCAUAAGGAAAAAGGUUUCAUUUGUAACAUCGGAAGCCAUGAUGUGGCAUAAAUUCAUUUUCUAGAUGAAGAUGUUUACUCCAUAUCUAAAUUUGUUAUGAAGUUUCAUAAAGUAGAUUUGCUAUUCAAUACAUUGCAGUUGUGCAUUUCUGUACGUGAUGUUGAGACAAUUUGAAUAUGGGAUCUCUCUAAAUCGGAACUUUCAUGUAGGAAAAUCAAAUUUUGUUUUUACGAUUUUCGGUUUGUGGGAUUUCAUGAAAUUUAGUUUAGCCAUUGACAAUUGUUUUUAAA